This is a messenger RNA of Hydra vulgaris (swiftwater hydra), 1763 nucleotides long. Its product is annotated as activin receptor type-2A. The record is from RefSeq and is a predicted model, not a curated record. Gene Ontology annotation, cellular component: plasma membrane; activin receptor complex. Gene Ontology annotation, molecular function: activin binding; activin receptor activity; ATP binding. Gene Ontology annotation, biological process: activin receptor signaling pathway; protein phosphorylation; cellular response to growth factor stimulus. Lineage: Eukaryota; Metazoa; Cnidaria; Hydrozoa; Anthoathecata; Hydridae.
UUCCACGACAAAAUUUUAAUCCGUUACAAAAUACAUGUUUUAAUGAAUGGAGAAAUAAUUUCAUUGGUUGGAAACUAAAGCCUAACAAGUUUUUUUUGACGAAUUAAAUAAUUUAACAUGAUAUAUUAGAAUCGGUUAAAUUCUGAAAGUGUAAAAAGUCUCUUAUAUUACAAAAGUACAUAACAAAAGUUAACAUUAAUAGUAUAUUUCAUAGUUAUGGUUUUAUCGAUAAAUUGUUCAAAAUUUGGAUGCAUGUUUUUAUUGUUAAUAAGUCGUGUUUUUGCAUAUUCUGUAAAUAGAACACAAACUCAUAAAUGUCGUGAUGCAAAUAUUGCUGUUGAAUCCCAGAGUUCACUUUGUUAUAAAGAUGAAUCAAAAUGUGAUGAGGAGAUUUGCGAUAUUGAAAUGUCACAAUGUCAAGCUAUAUAUAGAAAUAUAAGUGGAAAACUCCGCCAUUGGUUUUUCUCUUGCUUUCAUCAUGGAGAUCAAGAAUGUGGUACAGAUACAUGUCCUUUACACUAUGUGCCUAGUCAUGAUCUUUGGUACUGUUGUUGCACAACAUCUUUGUGUAACACAAGAAUUUAUUAUCCUUUAGAACCUACUUUAAAUAUCCUGACUGAAAAUGCUAGCACAACGAUAGCUGCUCAUAAAAACUUUACAACUGAAGGUUCCAAUUAUCUUAUUUUAGUUUAUAUAUUAGUACCACUUUCGGUAGUUAUUGUGAUGAUAGGUUUAUUUGCAUGUAUUAAGUGGAAAUACAAAAAAAAAGAAGAUAUUUUAUUGGUUUACGAGCGGGACUCGUCCAAAUAUGAGUACUUAAAUAUUAUACACCAGGGACAGUUCACUAAACUAUGGUUGGUUCAACAUCAGGAUCAGAAAAUGGUUGUCAAGUUGCUUCUUCCAACAUUACAAAAUUUAUGGACAAAUGAAAGAGAAAUUUUUGUGAAAUAUAAUUUAAAGCAUCGAAACAUUAUAAAAUUUCUUGCUGCUGAAACUGAAAACAUUAACAAUAAACUUCAUUAUUUAUUAGUUGUAGAUUAUUAUGAAAAAGGUUCUCUUGUAGAUUAUUUGAAAAAAAAUGUUAUAACAGUUCAGCAGAUGCUAAAAUUCAUUUUUAGUAUUGUUCGUGGGCUUGUAUAUCUUCAUAUGCCUGAAAGUAAAAAACCUCGAAUAGCGCAUAGAGAUUUAAAAAGUGCAAACAUAUUGAUAACAAAUGAUUUAGAAUGUGUUAUAUGUGAUUUUGGAUUAGCAAUUGCAGUAGAUAAAAACAAUUUUCAAACAUGUUUUGAUAAAGCCCAGGUUGGUACUAAAAGAUAUAUGGCUCCUGAAAUAUUAGAUGGAGCAAUUGUGUUCAAUUCAGAAUCAUAUUUUUUGAUGGAUAUUUACUCAACUGCUCUAAUCAUAUGGGAGCUUGUUUCAAGAUGCAAUUAUGAAUCAGAAGUAAUCAAACAUUACCAACCACCUUAUUUUGACCAAGUUGGUGAAAACCCAAGUAUAUGGCAAAUGAAGGACUGCGUCGUUGACCGAAACGUGAGACCGCCUAUCCCUUUAGAAUGGAGGAAUAACACGAUUUUGAAUAUGAUUUGUAUUACUAUGGAGGAGUGUUGGGAUCGUGAUCCUGAAGCUCGUGUUUCAGCCAACUGUAUUCAUGAAAGAUUGCUAGCAAUUAAAGAUCAAACAUCAACAGAAAUAGCGUUACAUAUGCAGGAAGAAACUGUAAAGACUCUUUUGCUUGGUCAUAAUUUAUGACCCAUUUAAACUGU